This is a messenger RNA of Sphenostylis stenocarpa, 939 nucleotides long. The record is from the annotation of a GenBank genome assembly. NCBI's taxonomy places the organism in Eukaryota, Viridiplantae, Streptophyta, Magnoliopsida, Fabales, Fabaceae.
AUGGCGGAUGACGGUGUUGCUAACGGCGGCGUCGAUGAUCAGUACGGUGAAGAAUCGGUGACGAAGAUCGCCGUGUUGCAACGCGAGCGCGAAGAAUUGAUGAGUGAGAACGCCGCGAGGAAGGAGGAGAUCAAGAAGCUGACGGCGGAGCUCGACGGAUUGAGGAGCGACAACGCGGUGACUAACGAGAAGAUCGAAGAAAUGCAGCGAGAGGUGGUGCAGUCUCGCGAGGCGGCGAAGGCGGUGGAGGUAAUCGCGGCGAGGGCGGCGGACCUGGAGACGGAGUUGGCGAGGCUACAGCAUGAUAUGAUAUCGGAGAUGAGUGCGGCGGAGGACGCUAGGGCGGAUGCUACUGAAUUGAGGAAGGUUUUAGGAGAGAAGGAGUCUAGGCUUGACUCUCUGGAGAAGGAAUUGGAAAUAUUGAAGAAGGUGAAGGCAGAGAGUGAGGUUAGGGUUAGGGACUUGGAGAGGAAAAUUGGAGUUCUGGAAACCAAGGAAAUUGAGGAAAGGAACAAGAGGAUUAGGUUUGAGGAGGAGAUCAGAGAUAAGAUUGAUGAAAAGGAGAAGGAGAUUAACGGUUUCAAACAGAAGUGUGAGGAGUUGGAGAAGGUUACUGCUGAGAAGAAAUCUGAGUUGGAGGAGUCGGUUAAGCAGAAAUUGAGGUUGGAGGUGGCACUUAGAGAAUCUGAGGAGAAAGCAACAGAUUUGGAAUCAAGUAUUCUCCAAUUGCGUGAGGAGGCAAAGGAAGCUAAGAGGGUGAUCAUAUCUCUGAAUGAGAAGGCGACUGAGACUGUUGAGACUAUUGAUAGAGGUGUAAAUGGCAUACAUGAUGAAGGGAAGGGGUUGAAGUUGCAGUGGCCAGUGGUGGCAGCAGGGUCUACAGGAGCUGUUGUUGCGGCUGCUGCUGUACUCUAUGUGUGCUAUGGGAAACGGAGGUGA